Messenger RNA from Parnassius mnemosyne (clouded apollo), 708 nucleotides. NCBI's taxonomy places the organism in Eukaryota, Metazoa, Arthropoda, Insecta, Lepidoptera, Papilionidae. The record is from the annotation of a GenBank genome assembly.
AUGAAAGUUCCUACUAUUUUUAAGUCUGUGAGAUAUACUUUAGCUGGGGUUAAUGGUAUAUUUUCGAUAACGGGUAUUCUUCUAUUGAUUACUGGAAUAGUGGCCAUUGUGGAAUAUUCAUAUUAUACGGACUUGAUAACGAAGCGAUUCUUGACAUUGCCCGGUUUUGUCAUUGCAACGGGUGUGAUUAUUAUGAUCACUGCUGUUGUUGGGUUCUAUGGAGCUAUAUCUGAACACUUCUACGUUAUUGCAGCGUACGUAAUGCUCUUAGUGGCGAUUUUAGUUUUCGAGAUCUCUAUGACGAUUGUAGCGUUUGGCUUGGAGAGUGAUGCAGUUUCCGAGAUAAGGACUCCGAUGAUUCAAAGCCUUCAGCUCUAUGAGAAAAGGUUGGAUAUUGCCAAGAUGUGGGAUGAUCUGCAAAUGGGGUUUGAGUGCUGCGGUGUCGCCGGGCGCCACGAUUGGAUAUCGAAUCGGAUACCCGUCAGCUGCUGCCACAUUGACUACGGCACGAUUUCGCCCUUUGAAUGUACAUCUGGGAACGCUUACAACGUGGGUUGCGCUAGUGCACUUGGCGAAUGGUUGGGCCACUACGCGUUUAUCAUAGGUGUCAUUGCGGGGACUGUCACUUCUUUACAGGUAUUGAUCACAGCAGCGUCUGCCUGGUUAGCUUGGAGAUCAAAAUUCGAAGAAGUUGAACUAGAGUCUUGA